Cloeon dipterum is the source of this 1338-nucleotide messenger RNA. RefSeq lists its product as uncharacterized. The record is from RefSeq and is a predicted model, not a curated record. Gene Ontology annotation, cellular component: cullin-RING ubiquitin ligase complex. Bases 1 to 1338 code for a protein of 445 amino acids. Gene Ontology annotation, biological process: ubiquitin-dependent protein catabolic process; protein ubiquitination. Gene Ontology annotation, molecular function: ubiquitin protein ligase binding. Lineage: Eukaryota; Metazoa; Arthropoda; Insecta; Ephemeroptera; Baetidae. The transcript is spliced from 9 exons.
AUGGCGUCUGAAUGCCACAGAGUCUGGUACAACGCAAUGCAGGAGGAAGAUGGUUUCCAAGAUUAUCUGAUGAAAUCUCUGGUGAAUUUGGUUGGCGAAAUUAGACGUGGCAACCAGAACGAGGAGAUCCUUCAUGAAAUGGCACUGGCUGUCCAAAAUCUUUCCGUUAUUUACAAUCCAACAUAUUUGCAAGAGUCAGAUGAAAGAGCUUUCGAGGACCUAUUUCAAGAAGAGUUCAUCAAACCUGUGAUCCAAAUGUACGGUGAAAAAAUGAACAGCAUCUUGACCAAAAACGCUCGAGAUCAAGAAUUGUGCAUCAUAGAGUCUGUUAAUGAUUUCUUCGUUGAUAUAUUGGAAACAUUUUUUGAGCCUUAUAAACCUACAAUACUGACAAAUUUAGACCGAUUCUUUGAAGAAGAUAGAUAUGAAGCGCUCUCAAACUUGUACUUCAUCUUCAAGGACAUUAGCGAUGGUGUUGACAUGGAGAGAUUGACCUCGAAAUUUCAUGCCAUUGUCCAAAGAGAGACAAAUGAAAUAACGUCCAAAUCCGCUGGAACUGAUCAGCAGGUGGUAGAGUACCUCGCCAAAAUGUACAGUAAAAAGUUUAAAAUGAUUGAAACCGUCUUCAAAGGAGACAGUAAUUUCUUGGACCUCCUUAACAAGGCUGUAGCACCCAUUUUAAAUAAGAAAACUGAUCCGUACUCUCCUUGCAAAUCUCCUGAGAUGUGGGGGAUCGGAGACCUAACCUUGAGAAGUAACAUCAUGACCAUGAUCGAAGAUGUGCUAAUUUCAAACAAUGUGCUCGAAAAUUUCAACACGACCAAAAAUGAUUUUGGCUUUGUAUUUACCGCUCAGGUCAUGAAAACCCAAGCUUGGCCAAUCCGCAGCACUGACAAUACCCAAAUCAAACUCUCUGGCGAGUUGAAGGUUGCAUUGGACAAGUACGAAAGCAUCCAUAAGCACUUUUUAAACAAUCGAAAGCUGAUUUGGAAUUACCUUCACAGCACAGCCGAAAUCCAAAUCAACUAUUUGAACAAGCCCUAUCUGCUCUCAAUGAACACAUAUCAAAUGGCAAUCAUGCUUCUAUUCGAGGGAAAUAACCACCUCGGCUUCAUGGACAUUAAAGAGACUCUCGCUAUUCCUGACGAAACACUCGUUGAUCAGCUCGCAUGCCUGGUAGAAAGUGAUCUCCUUGUUGCUCACCCAAUGGUGCGGAAAAUGCUGGAGGAUAAAUUUGAGCUUGAAAUUCCGGCGUUUGAAAGGGAUACUGCCGAUCUUGUUAACAGGAAGUACUUGGAACAGCACCUAAAUGAUAAGAAAUUGUACAGAUAUCUCUAA